AUGUACCCCGCGGGCUCCCAGGCCGGAGCGGCCCUGCAUCCGGUCCCGCACGGCAGUCGUCUUCCUCCGCCCGGGCGUCCAGCCGAGCCGCCGCGUCCCCCCGCUCCCGCCCCGGGCUCCGCCGCGUGCCCGCCGGGCCCCGCGGUCGGGCCGCGGCCCCGUGUAGCCGUGAAGAUGGCUUUCCGCAAGGCCUACUCCAUCAAGGACAAGCUGCAGGCCAUCGAGCGCGUGAAGGGCGGCGAGAGGCAGGCCAGCGUGUGCCGCGACUUCGGCGUGCCGGGCGGCACGCUGCGCGGGUGGCUCAAGGACGAGCCCAAGCUUCGCUGGUUUCUGGACCAGCUGGGCGGCGAGGUGGGCACGCAGCGCAAGAAGAUGCGGCUGGCCAACGAGGAGGAGAUCGACCGAGCGGUCUACUCGUGGUUCCUCACCCUGCGCCAGCACGGCGUGCCGCUUUCGGGGCCGGUCAUCCAGGCACAGGCCGAGGCCUUCGCGCGCCAGAUCUAUGGACCCGAAUGUACCUUCAAGGCCAGCCACGGCUGGUUCUGGCGCUGGCAGAAACGCCACGGCAUCUCCAGCCAGCGCAUCUACGGUGAGGCCGAGACCCCGCUUGCAGUGCCCGCGCCCCGCCCUCCGGUCAAGGAGGAGCGGGUGCAGCCACCGGGCCCUGGUCUGCCCGACCGGUCCGCGGCUGCGCUGCCCACGGCCGAGGGCGGCUACGGCGACGAGCAGAUCUACAACGCUAACGUCACUGGCCUUUACUGGAGGUUGCUUCCGGAGCAGACCUCUACUCCAGGUGCUGGUGAUCCCGGGCUAGGUGGCUGCACCCAUCGCUGGCGCGGGGACCGAGUAACGGUGCUGCUGGCUGCCAACCUGACGGGUAGCCACAAGCUGAAGCCACUAAUCAUCGGACAGCUGCCGAACCCACCCAGCCUGCGCCACCACAACCAGGACAAGUUCCCAGCAUCCUACCGCUAUAGCCCUUAUGCCUGGCUCAGUCGCCCGCUGUUGCGUGGUUGGUUCUUUGAGGAAUUUGUCCCCGGUGUCAAGCGCUACUUACGCCGAAGCUGCCUGCAGCAGAAGGCUGUUCUUCUUGUGGCUCACCCACCCUAUCCAAACUGGACCACCAGGAUGCCCACCUUCGAGGAAAGUGAGCAGACUCCCAGGCGGUGCAGGCCUGAGCCUGUUGGAGCCCCGGAAGAGCUUCAGACCCCUGAUGGCGCUGUGCGGGUGCUUUUUUUAUGUAAGGGCACCAGCCGCGCACAUAUCCCUGCACCACUGGAGCAUGGUGUGGUGGCAGCCUUCAAGCAUCUGUACAAACGCGAGCUGCUGCGGCUUGCCGUGUCUUGUGCCAGCGGCUCCCCACUGGACUUCAUGCAAAGCUUCAUGCUCAAGGACAUGCUGUAUCUGGCUGGCCUCUCAUGGGACCUGGUCCAGGCGGGCAGCAUAGAGCGCUGCUGGCUGCUAGGCCUGCGGGCCUCCUUCGAGCCCGGGCAGCAACCAACCCACCAGGCAGAGGAGGCUGCUGAGCACAGCAGGGUGCUCAGCGACCUCACUCAUCUGGCAGCGCUGGCCUACAAGCGCCUGGCACCUGAAGAGGUAGCCGAGUGGCUGCACCUGGACGAUGAUGGUGGCCUCGAGGAGAUGAGCCCUGCUUGGCCCUCUGCACCAGCGCCUCCUUCCCCAGCCAGCCUGCCCUCUAGUAUGGGGGGUGGAGAGGAGGAAGAGGAGGCUCCUGUGCAGGGGGAAGUGUUGGUGCCCACUGCAGGGGAGGCUGUUUGGGGGCUGGAGACAGCUCUGCGGUGGCUGGAGAGCCAGGACCCCAGGGAAGUGGGGCCAUUGAGGUUGGUACAGCUACGCUCCCUCAUCACCAUGGCCCGGAGGCUAGGAGGCAUUGGGCCCUCCUCAGCAAUUCCUGAUGGUGGUGUGUGAGCACCCUGGCCCAGUGGCCUUUUUUCUGCUGCACUGGGAGAUGGCAUACAUAGCCUGCCACGUCUAUGCCUCCCCCUGGGUUAAUCUGCUGUAGAGGUCCAGGGCUGUGAGCUCAGACCAGCUUUGAAAGAGUUUUGUUGGGAGAUGGUACUCAGUCCAGUGAGUCAGUGUGCUGUGGGAGUGGCCAAGAGAGGACCUUGGCUCAAGCUUCUUCCUGAUCAGGCGUAUACAUUCCCUCGCUAGUGGUGAGCACAGGCACAGCGCUCACUGGAGAGCAGUUGUCUGCUGUGGCACCUGUGGGGCUUGCACCUCCUGCCCCGUUCAUGAUGGCACUGGAUGAGGCAGCUCCUGUUCCCAGCAUCUCAGUGGAAAGGCACUUGGCUUUGUUUUUAAAACACAUCAAGUCUCCUUUUGAAGAUAAUCUCCAGAGGGAACCAUGAGCAAAAGCUCUUCUGUGCUUGCUCUAGUAACUAACAGGUCCCCAGGGUACCAGGUUAGAGUCAGGCUAGGCUCUAGCCCUUGGUCUUGGCUGAGCUGCUUACUGGAGAGUGAAAAGGGGAGGAUGGAGCCCAGUAUUUACUGAGGUUCUCCAAGAAGCAGGGAGUGUAAAUUUCCAUUCAGUUCUUAACAAGCUCCAUUCUAGACAGAUCUUUUAUUUUGUGGUGUUGGCAGAUGUUUGGAUUUGGGUCCAGGUGGCUUGACCAAGGGCAGAUAAAGCCACAGUCUAGCCCCAGGGUCCAGAGCCAAGUGAUCUACCAGGGACCUGGCAGCUUGAGAAACCUGCAGUGCCUUAAUAUCACACCCUCCAUGAGCUUUUUGUACCCCAGCCCACCCCCUAGGCUUAUCCAACUCCAGGUACUGGCAGGGUUGUGGCUGGGAAGCUGUUGCUGGAUGGCCCAGUUUUAGAGAGGAAAGGGUUCAAAAUACUAUUGAAAUUUUGUCUCGCUGCUGCUCCAGUAGUAGAUUUGUAUUGCUACUGGUAGUCUGAGACCGAGAGGCGCCUGUGCCUCUGGGAGUGGGGUGCUGCCUUUGCAGAAAUGCCCUGAGCCCUUGCGAGAGCCAGCGGGCUGGAACUGAAGAGCUUGCCUGCAUCCUGGCAUUCUCCCUUUGUCCUGUGUCCCAACUGGCAUAGGUAUGAGCCUUGAAAACAUGAAGUGGGGAGCGCAUGGGCUGAAUGAAUAAAAGUUGAUGUGCUCGUGGAAGGGAGUGCUGUGCACUGGAAUGACAGCAGCUCAAGGAGGACGUUGCUUCCAAAAGUGAUUUCCACAAAGAACACAACUCCAGACCACACCCACCCCGUCUAAAAUCUACAUAAAUGCUAAUGUGAGGGAAGGCGUGGAGAAUUUGGGAGUAAGAGAAAGGAAGCUUAGAUGGCAGCUUCCAACUGUCCCUGCCAGGGCCCGUCUGCCCACCUGAGUCUAGCCCCUUUGGGCCUUGGGUAAUCAUGGCUGGCCAAGGGUCUCUCACAAGCAGCUAAGGUAGGGCUUUAGGAAGUCUAAGUGUUUACACCAGCAGCCUCCACACUAGCACCAGCAUCCAGGUGCUCCUGCCUUGCUCUCCCUGGGCCUGCUCCCCAGCUCUAAGGAGAGGCAAGCCUGUGCCAUCGGCCAGGUGAGGGUUGCAUACCUGGGCUUUGGUAGUUGCCCUUCAGCCUGCUUUAUCAGAGCUCCUUUGUUAAGGUUUCAUCUCCAUCCUUUCUGAUGAGCUCCUCCCUUUGGCCUGGGCCCACGAAGGCUGGACUUGACAGAGAUGGGGAGUCAGGAAUGAGACUCUCAGUUGCCUCCGCCUGCCCCAGCUUUCUUAUUUGGGCACAUGAGGCCUGGGAGGGGUCUGUGGCCACUCUAAACAGGUGUGGGAUGAUUAGGUUGCGGACCACUAUCUGUGUGGGUCUUACUUGCUGGGUUAGGAAAGCCCCUGCAAAAGGGCUCAGCAGGCAUUAUCUCUAGCUGGGAAUGCAGCAUAGUGGUAGAGACUUAGCUAGCAUGCAUGAAGCGGUGGGUUCAAUCCCCAGCACUGCAGAAGGAAAGCACAGUCUUUGUAGAAUAAGGUGUUCCCUGCCCACUAUAGACAGAGAUUCUCCUAGCUGAGCCCUGCUUGUGCAAGAGGCUGUUCUGCCCAGGCACCUGGCCAUCUCUAGCCCCACAGUGGAUCCCAUGGCUCGGGCUUGCAGUCUGCACACCCGUGGCGCAGCACGAGUCUCAGUGGCAGUGCUGCAACUAGUUUGCAGUCACCUAUCUGCUGAAUUCACCAUCUGAAGUGUUGGGGACACAUAGGGGUCAUAGACCCCCACUUGGGUCGCAGGGCCCUUUGACAAAGCCAUAUGUUCUCAUGGCUGUACCCACCUGUGUGCCUACUGCUACUCCCUGAAGGCAUUAAAUUUGCCACCUUUGGCUUAGGAUAACCUAAGCAGCAAAAGGGGAGCAAAGCUACAUUCCUGCUGCCGCCGCUAGUACCAGGCACUGUGUUGGAAACUGGGUCUCUUCUGGGGAACUGCCUAUUCUCACAAAAUGUGUGAGACCCUGUGGUCCAGCAGCUUUCCCUGCUUGAUGGCCCUGAUCAGGGCUCUGACAAAACUCAAGGCUCUGCUGUUGCUGUCACUGGACUCAGGCAGGCCUGGGCUGGGGAAAGCACAGAAAAGAUAGGAGAGUGUGGGCUCUUGGAACUAUCACCAAGUUGAUGUUUUCAGGGGGUGAAGAUGACUUGCAGGGGUCACAGGCAGCCUUGCCCCAAGGCCUACGUGCUCGCAGUGUCAGCAACUAAGCCAAAUCUGAAACACGGUGUGGGGACGGGGCCAGUCAAGAUGAAGGGCUGGCCUCUGGGGACCCCAGCUGGAACGGGCUGGCCCCCACUCAGUGUGCCCCACUUGCUGUCCUUGAGGGCCUUGGGCUUGUGGCCUUCAAGUCAUAUUGAGGGCCCUUUCUCUAACACUCCACUAUCCACAGCUGAGCUCACUUGACCAUGUGGCUCAGUGGUACUUGUGUAAUAAAGGUGAAUGCGCCGCAUUA
Molecule: messenger RNA, 4934 nt
Organism: Jaculus jaculus (lesser Egyptian jerboa)
Lineage: Eukaryota; Metazoa; Chordata; Mammalia; Rodentia; Dipodidae
Gene: Tigd5
Product: tigger transposable element derived 5
Exons: 1
Coding region: 1-1929 (642 amino acids)
Cellular component (GO): nucleus
Molecular function (GO): DNA binding
Source: RefSeq, a predicted model, not a curated record